Molecule: messenger RNA, 1241 nt
Organism: Homalodisca vitripennis (glassy-winged sharpshooter)
Lineage: Eukaryota; Metazoa; Arthropoda; Insecta; Hemiptera; Cicadellidae
Exons: 2
Coding region: 321-1241 (306 amino acids)
Biological process (GO): regulation of transcription by RNA polymerase II
Cellular component (GO): transcription regulator complex; nucleus
Molecular function (GO): DNA binding
Source: RefSeq, a predicted model, not a curated record
CGCCGUUAACGGCGAGGUAAAACAAUUUCAUUAGGUUAAAUGCGUGCGCGCAUGGUGAGCAGGUCGCGGUAGAGGUGUAGCUCGCCACUUACAAGGAGGCCUAGCAGGAUGUUUUUCGAAAACAAACUAGUUUGAUUUACCUCGCUGCCUAGCUCGCGGCUUUGCUCGCUGCUUUAACGUGAUUGGUCCACUCAAGGCCACGCACCCCCCAACCCCCUCUCCCGGUACACCCCGCCACUCCCUUCAGUCUGCUUUCACCCAAGUCAACGUUUAGUUCCGCUUGUUGGUUUCUGUUAGUUUUUGAUAACCUGUUAUCCGAAAUGAAGGAAGAUAUUAUUAUUGCUGUCCAAAAUCGUCCAGCCUUGUGGGACAAGAGACACAAGCAACAUCACAAUCGUCACGUUCUGGACAAGGAAUGGAAGGAAAUUGCGAAAGAACUAAAAGUUACAGAUAAAGUUGUGAAGCAAAUUUGGAAGAACUUGAGGCAAGAAUUCAGAAAACAAUUUUCCAAAACAAUUAAGUCUGGAGCUGCAGCACCAGAAACACCCACAUGGAAAUAUUACGACAGCAUGGCGUUUCUCAAAGACCAGUUUUUGCCCCGCAAAUCAACAGGAAACCUUGCAGAUGUAAUAGCAGAUGACUCAGACCACGACCUAAACGAAGAGGAGUCGGAAGAAGUGACCGAGAUAGGCCAAGAAUGUGAUGAACCUGACAAUCCACAGUUGGACACAGAGAAUCUGACAAUAGUACCGGCGCCGGAGAGUGAAUCACGCCAGCAGCAGAAAUCUCAUGCAUCACGCCCUGCAAUGCCACCAAGAUUUAAUACGAAUGACCUGAUCACAAGAACAGGAUUUAAAAAAAGAAUCACGACACAAGCAGCUAUUGGACGGGAAUUAGUGCAGUUGGAGAAAGAAAAGUUGAAGUUAAAGCAACAGAAAAGUGAGGACAGGGCAAAUGACGAGGAUGUUGGGUUCUUCAACUCACUGCUACCCCAUGUUAAAAACCUGAAUCCUAGAAAGAAAAUGUUGUUCAGGAUGAAAGUUCAAGAAAUUCUUUUUGACAUGGCAUACUCACCCGAACCACCAUCAUCAUUCUCAACAACAUCAACUGUCACUAGACCUACGUCAGUAGACCACAGUACAAGCUCUCAUCGCUACAGUCCCUACGACAGUUCCUCUCCUAGUACCAUGGCAUCACCAUCACCAGUCACCUUCGCACAGCUGGUCCGCGACGUGACUUGA